Messenger RNA from Phacochoerus africanus (Common warthog), 1506 nucleotides. It is a transcript of the gene GIMAP2, whose product is annotated as GTPase, IMAP family member 2. Bases 157 to 1203 code for a protein of 348 amino acids. Gene Ontology annotation, molecular function: GTP binding. The transcript is spliced from 3 exons. Gene Ontology annotation, cellular component: endoplasmic reticulum. Lineage: Eukaryota; Metazoa; Chordata; Mammalia; Artiodactyla; Suidae. The record is from RefSeq and is a predicted model, not a curated record.
CCAUGACUGUUGCAAUCAGACACACACGGGCCUUCUCAGCUUCCCCUUCGGCACCCUCCCCACUCUGCACACUGCCCGGUCCUGGGGCCCGCACUCGAGCCUCUUUCUGCCCAGGCAGCAGUACCUGCUCAUAGGACAGUCGCAGCUACUGCGCGGAUGGCAUGUCACAGGUUUGAAAGGGGAGACAUGUGUUUCAGCAGUCACUCAGGACCAUACGCAGAGAAUCAAGAAGCUCAGCGAGCCACAGGAUCCGAACUGAGAAUCAUCCUUGUGGGCAAGACAGGAACUGGCAAAAGUGCUACAGGGAACAGCCUACUCGGGAAGCAAGCAUUCGAGUCCAGGCUGAGUGCCCAGUCCUUGACGAAGACUUGCAGCGUGAGUCGGGGGAGCUGGAGCGGGAGAGAGAUGGUCGUAAUUGACACACCGGAUAUGUUUUCUGGGAGGGACCCCUCUGAGUCCCUGUACGAAGAGGUGCAGCGGUGCUUCUUGCUUUCGGCACCAGGACCGCAUGUGCUGCUCCUGGUGACACAGCUGGGCCGAUUCACCACCAAGGAUGAGCAGGCGGUGCGGCGGCUGAAGGAGCUCUUCGGAGCAGAUGUCCUGAGACACACAAUCGUCCUCUUCACCCGCAAGGAGGACCUCGAGGGAGGCUCCCUGAUGCAUUUCAUCCACGGCUCAGAUAACAAAGCCCUGAGCAAGCUGGUGGCGGCGUGUGGGGGGCGAGUGUGUGCCUUUAAUAAUCGUGCUAAAGGGAGCAACCGGGAUGCCCAGGUGAAGGAGCUAAUGGACUUGAUUGAGAGCCUAGUGAGGGCGAAAAAGGGUGACUGCUAUACCAAUCGGCUGUGCAGCCUCCUAACCGGGUCAGAAUGUGGACCAGGGCAAUCGGAGGAAAGAUUAAAGGACCUCAAAGGGAGCUUCAUAAAGUACAUGGCGAUCCAGAGAUGUUGCACGUCUGUGGCCAAAGCAAACUGCCUAAGAAAAGCCCUAGUCAAAACAGGAAUGCGUAUUUUAUGGGGUAUGCAGGUGUUUGCCACAUGGCUAAUUCUGGUAUUUUGUGUAUUGCACAGAACAUGCAGUUUAUUUUACCACUUACCCUUUAGGAUAUGCGAUUUGCUCUAUAGCUUCUUGUUAAUAAUACUCCAAAAAUUAAUGGUAAUUUUUAGACGGACCAUUGGAAUGGCAUCCAAGACUCCUAGGUCAUAGUUCUAGAUCAGUGAUUCUUAACUCACUGUCACACAGUGGGUGAAUCUCAGUGCCUCCCCUGUAAAAUCUCAUCACUGCAUUUUUGAGAUUCUGCAAAGUGUUUAAUCGUAACAUCAUUGUUAUUUUAAAAGUUACUGUUUGUUUUGAAAGAGCAUACCAAAACCUUUUCGAAAGCUGUAAACAUAAAACUCCUCUCAUUUGCAAAUCUCUAAAUUCAGUCUUAUGUUCCCAAAAACACCUUUUCUUCUUUAUACUGUUACUAUUUCUAAUACAAAAAUGACAAUAAACAACAUACAAUAACAA